Lithohypha guttulata is the source of this 1029-nucleotide messenger RNA. RefSeq lists its product as uncharacterized. The transcript has 3 exons. Gene Ontology annotation, molecular function: transmembrane transporter activity. Lineage: Eukaryota; Fungi; Ascomycota; Eurotiomycetes; Chaetothyriales; Trichomeriaceae. The record is from RefSeq and is a predicted model, not a curated record. Bases 1 to 1029 code for a protein of 342 amino acids. Gene Ontology annotation, cellular component: membrane. Gene Ontology annotation, biological process: transmembrane transport.
AUGGCCAUGGCACUUUUCGUCUUUGUCUUCAAUACUUUUCUGGCUCGACACCUGCCGUUGAUCGAAGGUCUCGUGCUCUGCUUGCACCUCGGUGGUUUCGUGGCUAUUCUGGUACCACUGUGGGUGUUGGGACCGCGUGGUAACUCACACGAAAUUUGGACAAAGUUCGAUAAUCUCGGAGGUUGGGAUUCGACUGGUUUGUCGGUCCUGGUGGGCCUCAUUACACCCUUGACUUCUCUGCUCGGUGCCGACGCCGCAGUGCACAUGGCUGAAGAAUUGAAAGAUGCAGGCAGGAUCCUUCCUCGAGCUAUGAUCUGGACCUCAGCAAUCAACGGCGUGCUGGGCUUCACUAUGCUAGUGACCUUCUGUUACACACUUGGUGACCUCGAAGAAAUCGUUGCCACCCCCACUGGCUUCCCCUUCAUUCAGGUCUUCUACAACGCAACUGGAUCAAAAGGCGGUGCCACUGCAAUGACGCUAAUCCUCACUGUCUCAUCAACCGCAAAUGCAAUGACAAACAUGGCAACGGCAUCACGACAACUCUGGGCCUUUGCUCGCGACGGAGGAGUCCCCUUCCACAGAUGGUUCGCUACAGUUCAGCCACGAUUCGAGAUUCCUCUCAACGCAGUCGUCUUCACCGCAAUGUUCACAAUCCUCUUCUCCCUGGUCAACAUCGGCUCAACCGUGGCCUUCAAUCAAAUCUUGUCUCUCGGCCUGGGCGCACUGCUAAUCUCAUACUUCAUCUCGAUCUUCUGCGUUACCCUGAGACGAAUCCGUGGCCAACCACUUCUUCCCUCUUCUUUCCAGCUGGGCAAGUUGGGCCUUCCGAUCAACAUUCUAUCAUUAUGUUUCUUGGCAGUGGGCUGGGUGAUGAGCUUCUUUCCGGCAAUGGCUCAUCCGACACCACAAUCUAUGAAUUGGUCGAGUUUGACGUUUUCGUCGGUGAUGAUCUUGGGGGCGAUCUACUAUGUUCUCAAGGCGAGACAUCAUUAUGUGGGGCCUGUUGAGUAUGUUCAGAAAACAGUCUAA